AGACAGCGCUCGUCGGGGCACUGAAACUUCAUUGGUCACAUUUUUGAUUGCGUAGAUGAAGACGGAAGUGAGAAAUCUCUGUGAUGUGAUGAGAGCAAGAUGAUCGCAGAUCUGUUGAUAUUCGGGACCUUGCUGGUGAAUGCAGGGGCUGUGCUGAAUUUCAAGCUCAAAAGGAAGGAGGGCCAGGGAUUUGGAGAUGAGUCCAGAGCGCCAACAACAGGUGACAACAUCAGAGAGUUCCUGCUCAGCCUGCGAUACUUUCGGAUCUUCAUCGCUCUGUGGAACAUCUUCAUCAUGUUCUGCAUGAUUGUAUUGUUUGGAUCAUGAUCAACAUGUGCGGUGACCAGACUCCCACUUUUUCAACAUGGAUGCUCUGAACUUCUCCUUGAUGGGAUUUUCUGUUCCUUUGACUCUUUUAACUGUAAUUAUGCUCCAUUUUCUUUACCACCUCAAAUUCUAAUUCUGCAUCUGGCUGUUCAGGAAUCUAUGAAUCGCUGUAUUUAUUUUGUCUAAUACAAGUUGUUACAUUUUUACUUUUUUGUUUAAGCUGUAACUAUCUCACCACCCCUGCCUUCUGCUGGAUAUGUGUCGUAAAUGUGCCCUUGUGCUUCAGUGUAGAAGACAAGAUGGUUUCUUCAGCAUGUCGGUUCAUUUAUUAAAGAAACACCAGGGUUGAAAAUGAUGGGCAGCCUUUGCUAACAGAAUAGGAAAUUUUGUUGUUAGUUGUCUGUCAUCAUUCAAGGAUCCUGCUCUGUCCCAUAAGAGUUGGCGUUCAACCUUUGACUUACCAAGAUGAUCUUGCUGAAACAUCCUUUUAUUCCUUUUACCUGCAUGGCCGUCAGAGUUCAGCUGGAUCCAACAGACAAGUCAGAAUUAUCUCUGUCACCUUCUGAUACAAUAAAUGGUUCAGACAUCUCCAAAUUUUACUUAUCUCCUGUUAUGUGUGUGAUGUGCAGCGGCUCAGAUAAAAAAAUAUAAAUAUAUAUUUUCCUUUUAUUCUGAGGCACAUGUGCUGUAAGUAAAUGUAUAUGCACUAUAUAAUGUAAAUGUGUCCUUAUUCUUAACAAUAAAAAUACAAUUUUCUUA
Molecule: messenger RNA, 1086 nt
Organism: Seriola aureovittata
Lineage: Eukaryota; Metazoa; Chordata; Actinopteri; Carangiformes; Carangidae
Gene: smim7
Product: small integral membrane protein 7
Exons: 5
Coding region: 100-327 (75 amino acids)
Source: RefSeq, a predicted model, not a curated record